Messenger RNA from Aspergillus glaucus CBS 516.65, 489 nucleotides. RefSeq lists its product as uncharacterized. The annotation marks the transcript as partial. The transcript has 3 exons. Gene Ontology annotation, biological process: transmembrane transport. NCBI's taxonomy places the organism in Eukaryota, Fungi, Ascomycota, Eurotiomycetes, Eurotiales, Aspergillaceae. Gene Ontology annotation, molecular function: transmembrane transporter activity. The record is from RefSeq and is a predicted model, not a curated record.
ACAGUGGCCGCCUCAGAAGCCUCGAACGAUAGUACUUCAUCACUUGUCGUGGUAGACUGGGAUGGCCCGGAUGACCCUGAGAAGCCGCUGAACUGGUCGCGUGCUAAGAAGAGGGCCAUCAUUAGUUCUGUUUGUCUAAUGCGGUUUACUACACCAUUGGCUUCGUCGAUGAUGGCCCCGGCCCUACUCCAGAUUGGUGACGAGUUUUCGGGUACUUCAGAGAUGUUGAUUACCUUUUCUGUUUCUAUCUACAUUAUUGGUUUCGGUAUUGGCCCUCUCCUCCUCGCCCCCCUCUCCGAAAUCUACGGACGCAACCUCAUCUACAACUCUGGAAAUGUUCUCUUCACCCUCUUCACGGCUCUCUGUGGGGUUUCUCCCAAUGCAACUGCGCUUUUGAUCUUCCGUCUGCUUGCUGGUGUCUUUGGUGGUGCUCCGUUGACCAAUGGCGGUGGUACCAUUUCGGAUCUUGUUCCUGUUAGCGAGCGUGGA